AGGGUGGUCGGACCGCUCACUCUGACGCGGCCAUGUGCUUCUUCUGCCCAGACACGCCGCCCGACAAGGUCCAGGCCCUGGGCAAGGGCGGCCUGGGCACCCGCGGCCAGGCCAACGAGCACAUGCUCGGCCACGCCAAUGACCCGCACCAGUUUGCGAUCGGCAUGAAGCACGUGUGCCAGGCGGAGCCGGGCUGCUGCAUCCUCUCGGGGAUCGGCGCGCCGUGCGGCCUCACCGCCUGCUGGGCGCGCAAGGCCGUGCUCGAAAAGUACGAGCAGAACGGGCUCGACGACUUUGUGUGCUUCCAGCGCUACAUCCCCAAGUGCUGCUGCAUCGACUUCACCAACCAGUGCCCGGGCGGCACCUGCGGCCUCAUCCUGGAGGGCUGCUGCUGCCCCAUCUUCUCGCUCUCCAUCGCGCGCAUCCACAUGAUGGACCGCAAGAACUUGCGGCCAGACCCGUGCGACUACCAGCUCAUCCACUGCUCGAACGCGCUCCAGUGCCUCUCGUGCAUAGUGAGCAUCGUCGCGAUCUUUGUGGAGGAGCUUGAGGAGAUCGCCCAGAUCAUCGACCUCAUCGCGGACCUGUUCACCUGCUCCGUCGCCGGCUGCAUGGGCGCGCAGGUGCACCACGAGAUCAAGAACGACGCCAACGGCAUCGUGUACGUCGACGUGGUCGAGGGAGUGCCGAUCAACGACACGCCAGGCUGCCGCCCGCUCGCCGCCCGUCGUCACUGCCUACGCGACGCGCGUCGAUGGCGCUCCGCUCUCGGACGAGAUGGCGCGCUGAGCGGGGCGGCGCGCCGAGGGCCCAGCGAGGCGCGAGCUGGACCACCAAGAGCAUGCGCGGGCGGCGGACCCCGCCACGAGCGGGCGGGGCCGCCUCGCCCGCCACGGGCGGAUUGAGCUGCGCCCGGCGAGAGACCGAGAGUAGGCGCCGGCGAGAGUAGACGGGCGAGAGAGGAGAGAGAGGGCAUCCGGGCCAAGGCGUCCCGGGGCGAGCUGCUGGAGUGGUCCUCGCUGUUGCGUUUCAAGACAUGGCCACUCCCUGCUAGCUGUGUUCAGCGAGAGAGAGAGGAUGACAAGAGUCGGAGAGGAGUCAGGAGGGGGAGAGAAAACAGCGAUAUGAAGAUGAAGUUGAGAGAGAGUUAAAGAGUCAGAGACCGAGAUUCCUUUACACGUAUUACACAAGAGCAACCACCAAUACCAAACAUGCAACUCUUUGCACUUUUCGUUAUAUUGGUUUGAACUCUUAUA
Messenger RNA from Emiliania huxleyi CCMP1516, 1256 nucleotides. RefSeq lists its product as hypothetical. The transcript has 4 exons. The coding region runs from base 33 to 905 and encodes 290 amino acids. The record is from RefSeq and is a predicted model, not a curated record. Lineage: Eukaryota; Haptophyta; Isochrysidales; Noelaerhabdaceae.